GAGCAGGGAGCAGGGAGCAGGGGGGGAUAAGGAUCACGGAAUUAUUGCACUUUCCAGCAUGGAUUAAACCAAAAUUCCAGAAUGAAAUACUGUAAUCUCCGCUAAGAUUAAAAAAAAGACUGCGCUUCAUUACAGAUGUGUAGCGAGAUACUAGCAAACCGAGCAGUGAUUCGUAUAAGUUGCUGCAUCUUUGCGAAGAAACACAUCCUUGUUAUUGACUACCGCAGCCUUCCUGGGAUUUCGAGCUGAAUUUUGGGAAAAUCGAACCUCUUGUUUGCUUAUAUUUUGGUAAGGCGAGGAACUGUGAUCUACAAUGGACAGGGUUAGAAAAGAGACCCCUUUAACACGAUUUGUUGUUAAAAACUUGAUUUAAUAUAAUUUGCGCUUUAAAAAAAUGGCUGCUGGACAGAGCUUAAAGAGAGUUGUAAAAUAAAUUACGUAUAAAUCCAAUACUUUUUUUUCACCUUGAUUGAUAAAGCGUUGCAAAGGUUAGACGUUGAAUUUCUUGCCUUUUGACUCAUCCUUGCUUGUUUACUAUAGAGCUGUGUGUUUUCAUAAACAGAAACAUCAGUCUAAUCGUGGGAGAGAGAACUAGUGAAGUAUAAAAUAGCUUUUCAUUUGUAAUUAAUUUUCUCUGAUCCUAGGAAUAAAAUAAAAGCUGUCAAAAGGCCUUCACUCUUGUGUUGCGGUGUCUUUUUUUAAAAGCAGGCCUCAUACCUUAUGAAACUCAAAUCUUAUUUGUAUUUGCUUGGAAAUGAAGAUUUGGAAUUACCUCAAGUACGAUUUACAAAAUGGCAUUGGGGAAUUGUAGACAAGUAGUUUUUCAUGCCAGAAAAGUCGCACUCGUUUUUUAAAGAAAUUCUGAUAGCUUGAAAAAAUAAAGUCGACAGAGCUAGCUUUUUCCAGAAAAAUAAAUAAAAAAAUAUAUCAAGCAUGGAUGCUGGGAAUAUGCUGAGAAGAGGACUACAGCUUUUCAAAAGGCAAACAUACCCGCAUUCUGGAUGGCUCGAUGUCAACAGAUAUUUAUUGCUUUAUGUUUUGUUAUAUCUGGUGCUUCAUGCCGAGGCGUCCCUCUCAAGGUCCUGCGAUAAGAAUUGCCAUUCUGGAAGAUGUUUCAACGGGACGUGCAUCUGUGAUCAGGGAUGGGUUGGAGAGCAGUGUCGGCAUUGCCAGGGCAGGUUUAAAUUAACUGAACCUUCUGGAUAUUUAACAGAUGGACCAAUACAUUAUAAAUAUAAAACAAAGUGCACCUGGUUAAUCGAGGGAUAUCCUAAUGCAGUAUUAAGGUUACGAUUUAACCACUUUGCUACCGAGUGUAGCUGGGACCAUAUGUAUGUAUAUGAUGGAGACUCUAUAUAUGCACCUUUAAUAGCAGUGUUUAGUGGUCUUAUAGUCCCAGAGGUGCGAGGGAACGAGACUGUACCGGAGGUAGUUACCACUUCUGGAUAUGCUUUGCUGCACUUUUUUAGUGACGCUGCUUACAAUUUAACAGGAUUCCACAUUUUUUACUCAAUGAAUUCCUGCCCCAACAAUUGCUCAGGCCAUGGGAAGUGUACGACAGGUAACUCGAUUGCCAGCAGGGUGUACUGUGAAUGUGACAAAUACUGGAAAGGGGAGGCAUGUGACAUUCCCUAUUGCAAAAACAACUGUGGCAGCCCGGGCCACGGAUAUUGUGACCUGACAGGGGAGAAGCUGUGUGUUUGCAAUGACAGCUGGCAAGGUCCGGAUUGCUCUCUAUCAGUCCCUUCUACAGAAUCGUACUGGGUGCUGCCAAAUGUGAAACCGUUCAGCCCGUCCGUCAGCCGUACUUCCCAUAAGACUGUUAUGCACGGGAAAUUCAUGUGGGUGAUCGGAGGCUACACGUUCAACUACAGCUCCUUCCAAAUGGUUUUAAAUUAUAAUGUUGAGAGCAGUAUAUGGAAUGUUGUACCAAUUAACAGUGGUCCUCUCCAGAGGUAUGGGCACUCUCUCGCUUUGUAUCAGGGUGACGUCUACAUGUAUGGAGGUAAAAUGGAAACCAAUAAUGGGAAUGUUACAGAUGAAUUGUGGGUAUUCAACAUCCCCAGCCAGACCUGGUCUGCAAAGUCUCCCACGGUGCUGGUGCACGGCCAGCAAUACGGCGUGGAGGGGCACUCUGCUCAUGUCAUUGAGCUGGACAGUGGAGAGGUUAUAAUGAUCCUCAUUUUUGGAUAUUCAGCUGUAUAUGGCUACAUCAGCAAUGUGCAGGAAUACAAUUUAAGGACUAACACAUGGUUAGUGCCAGAGACUAAAGGAGCCAUUGUCCAAGGUGGUUACGGCCACAGCAGUGUUUAUGAUAGAAUGACAAAAUGUGUUUACGUGCACGGAGGAUACAAAGCUCUCCCAGCAAAUAAGUACGGCUUGGUGGACGAUCUCUAUAGAUACGAAGUUCGAACCCGGACAUGGACAAUCUUGAAGGAAAGUGGGCUGGCGCGGUACCUCCAUUCGGCUGUCAUCAUCAGUGGUGUUGUGCUUGUCUUUGGAGGAAACACACAUAAUGAUACAGCUCUGAGCAACGGAGCGAAGUGCUUCUCAUCUGAUUUCAUAGCGUACGACAUUGCCUGUGAUGAAUGGAAAAUGUUGCCAAAACCCAAUUUGCACAGAGACUUCAACCGCUUUGGGCAUUCUGCGGUUAUCAGUAAUGGAUCCAUGUAUGUGUUUGGAGGUUUCUCCAGUGUGCUCUUGAAUGACGUCCUGGUUUACAAGCUGCCCAGCUGUGAGGCUUUCAGAGCAGAGGAGCCGUGCCUCGACGCGGGCUCAGGAAUCCGCUGUCUUUGGGAUGGAGAGCGCUGUGUGUCCUGGGAUCCCCGUCACACCAAUGGCACUUUCCCAAACAUUCAGUGCCCGCCAAAGAAAACGUCUGCGGAUGACAGGUGUUACAGAUACACUGACUGUGCCAGCUGUACGGCAAACACCAACGGCUGCCAGUGGUGUGAAGACAAAAAGUGCAUUUCAGCAUCCAGCAACUGCACUGUGUCUGUGAAGAAUUACUCAAAGUGCCAUGUGAGAAACGAACACAUCUGCACGAAGCUGACCAGCUGCAAGAGUUGCUCUUUAAACCUGAACUGCCAGUGGGAUCAGCGACAGCAGGAGUGCCAUGCGCUGCCUGCUCAUCUCUGUGGAGAGGGCUGGAACCAUGUUGGGGAUGCCUGUCUGCGGAUCAAUGCCAGCCGGGAGAGCUAUGACAACGCCAAACUGUACUGCUAUAAUCUCAGUGGCAACCUCGCCUCCCUAACCACUUCCAAAGAGGUGGAUUUUGUCCUUGAUGAACUGCACAAGUACACUGUACAGAAGAUCUCUCCUUGGGUUGGGCUGCGCAAGAUCAACAUCUCUUACUGGGGCUGGGAGGACAUGUCCCCGUUCACCAACACAACCGUGCAGUGGCAGCCUGGAGAGCCCAAUGACUCUGGGUUCUGUGCUUAUCUGGAGAAGGCCGAGGUGGCAGGUCUGAAAGCCAAUCCGUGCACUGCAAUGGCAGAUGGCUUAAUCUGUGAGAAGCCUGUCGUAAGUCCAAACCAGAAUGCCAGGCCCUGCAAGACACCAUGCUCCCUGAGAACAACCUGCUCCAACUGCACCAGCCAAGGCAUGGAGUGCAUGUGGUGUAGCAGCGCCAAGCGCUGUGUGGACUCCAACGCCUACGUCAUCUCCUUCCCAUACGGGCAGUGCCUGGAGUGGCAGACUGGAAACUGCCUGCCUCAAAACUGCUCAGGACUCCGUACCUGCAGCCAGUGUCUGGAGCAGCCAGGCUGCGGAUGGUGCAAUGACCCCAGCAACACCGGCAAAGGAAAGUGCAUUGAAGGCUCAUCAAGGGGACCAAUGAAGGGGAUUGGAAAGCAGAGCCAAGACCUGGUGCUUGAUCAGAGCCUGUGCCUCAAGGACAAAAGCUUUGAAUGGGAUUUUAUUCAUUGUCCAGCGUGCCAGUGCAACGGACACAGCACAUGUGUGAACAGCAGCGUUUGUGAACAGUGCAGAAACCUGACCACAGGAAAGCAGUGCGAGGCCUGCAUGGCUGGAUACUAUGGGGACCCUACGAACGGAGGGAAAUGCCAGGGAUGUAAAUGCAAUGGACAUGCAAAUAGUUGCCAUUCGCAGUCAGGAAAAUGCUUCUGCACUACCAAAGGAAUCAAAGGAGACCAAUGUCAACUGUGUGACUCAGAAAACAGGUAUCUGGGCAAUCCGCUGAGGGGAACAUGCUACUAUAGCCUUCUGAUUGACUAUCAGUUCACCUUCAGCCUCCUCCAGGACGAUGACAAACACUACACUGCUAUCAACUUCAUGGCUAAUCCAGAGCAGCCCAACAAGAAUCUUGACAUGUCUAUUAAUGCAUCAAACAAUUUCAACCUGAAUAUUACGUGGUCAGUUGGUUCAACAGCUGGGACCAUCUCAGGAGAGGAAAUCCCAAUUGUCUCCAGGUCUAACAUAAAGGACUACAGAGACAGUUUCUCCUGUGAGAAAUUCAGCUUCCGAAACAACCUCAACAUCACCUUCUACGUGUACGUCAGCAAUUUCUCAUGGCCAAUAAAAAUACAGAUUGCGUUCUCUCAGCACAACAGCAUAAUGGACCUGGUGCAGUUCUUUGUAACAUUCUUUAGCUGCUUCUUGUCCCUGCUUCUGGUCGCUGCUGUGGUUUGGAAGGUAAAACAGACCUGCUGGGCCUCGAGACGCAGAGAGCAGCUCAUGAGGGAGAGGCAGCAGAUGGCCAGCCGCCCCUUUGCUUCUGUGGACGUGGCACUGGAAGCAGCAGGAGGAGAGCAAACUGAUCCUCUGCGAGGGCCACUAGAGGGAGCCCUGAAGCCGGUUGCUGUAGAGCCCUGCUCCGGAAGCAAGGCAGCAGUGCUGACCGUGUUCAUGUGUCUCCCAAGAGGCUCAUCGGAGGCACCUCCUCCUGGCCAGUCCGGUCUGGCUAUUGCCAGCGCCCUCAUUGACAUCUCACAGCAGAAACCCAUGGACUGCAAAGAGAAGAGCUCGGGAGUACGGAAUCGAAAGCAGCCCCCUCCAACACAUCAAGGGACUUGUGUCUGAACAAGAGGGGGAAGUGCACCUGUGCAGUCUGGAGCUGGCUUUCUCUUUACAUGGCUUUGGACAGCAGUGGUGGUCAAUAACGAAACUGUAUCACUUAUUGUGCCCUGUUACUCUCCAUGCAUACAGUCAGUAGUGCUUAUGAAACAGUGACCCCUUCUGAAGAGCGCUGGUUUGGAGAGGCUUGCUUGAAGAGUAUCUGUUAGGAAACAAGGACACAUCAUCCCAGACCUUCCACUUGUUCUGAUGAAAGGCAACAAUUGCGAGAGAGAUUUAGUGAUUAAAAAGGUUGUCUGUAGGUUGAAUUUGAAAACCAAAACAGGCUUUAGUGGAGACAAUAGCUUGUAAAAUGGGUCUUUUCCACAUAUCAUCUUUUUGAAUAUUAUUGUUGUUGUUUUUGUUGUUGUUGUUGUUUGUUUUAUUAUUAUUUUAUUAUUAUUAUUAUUAUUAUUAUAUUAUUAUUAUUAUUAUACAUUUUUAAACAACAUUAAUGUAAUUUCCAGAAUGGUUGUACACGUGGGAAGCCCCAUCAGUGACUCCUAGUACCGGCUCGGUCCACCUCGACCACAGUCCCUACACCUUCCACAGCGUUCAGAACUGCAAAGAGCUUCUUAUUAAAACUGGUCCACCUCGACCACAGUCCCUACACCUUCCACAGCGUUCAGAACUGCAAAGAGCUUCUUAUUAAAACUGGUCCACCUCGACCACAGUCCCUACACCUUCCACAGCGUUCAGAACUGCAAAGAGCUUCUUAUUAAAACUGAUCCAUCUCAGAACCACAGUCCCUACACCUUCCACAGCGUUCAGAACUGCAAAGAGCUUCUUAUUAAAACUGAUCCAUCUCGACCACAGUCCCUACACCUUCCACAGCGUUCAGAACUGCAAAGAGCUUCUUAUUAAAACUGAUCCAUCUCGACCACAGUCCCUACACCUUCCACAGCGUUCAGAACUGCAAAGAGCUUCUUAUUAAAACUGAUCCACCUCGACCACAGUCCCUACACCUUCCACAGCGUUCAGAACUGCAAAGAGCUUCUUAUUAAAACUGAUCCACCUCGACCACAGUCCCUACACCUUCCACAGCGUUCAGAACUGCAAAGAGCUUCUUAUUAAAACUGAUCCACCUCGACCACAGUCCCUACACCUUCCACAGCGUUCAGAACUGCAAAGAGCUUCUUAUUAAAACUGAUCCAUCUCGACCACAGUCCCUACACCUUCCACAGCGUUCAGAACUGCAAAGAGCUUCUUAUUAAAACUGAUCCAUCUCGACCACAGUCCCUACACCUUCCACAGCGUUCAGAACUGCAAAGAGCUUCUUAUUAAAACUGAUCCACCUCGACCACAGUCCCUACACCUUCCACAGCGUUCAGAACUGCAAAGAGCUUCUUAUUAAAACUGAUCCAUCUCGACCACAGUCCCUACACCUUCCACAGCGUUCAGAACUGCAAAGAGCUUCUUAUUAAAACUGAUCCACCUCGACCACAGUCCCUACACCUUCCACAACGUUCAGAACUGCAAAGAGCUUCUUAUUAAAACUGGUCCAUCUCGACCACAGUCCCUACACCUUCCACAGCGUUCAGAACUGCAAAGAGCUUCUUAUUAAAACUGAUCCAUCUCGACCACAGUCCCUACACCUUCCACAGCGUUCAGAACUGCAAAGAGCUUCUUAUUAAAACUGAUCCACCUCGACCACAGUCCCUACACCUUCCACAGCGUUCAGAACUGCAAAGAGCUUCUUAUUAAAACUGAUCCACCUCGACCACAGUCCCUACACCUUCCACAGCGUUCAGAACUGCAAAGAGCUUCUUAUUAAAACUGGUCCACCUCGACCACAGUCCCUACACCUUCCACAGCAUUCAGAACUGCAAAGAGCUUCUUAUUAAAACUGGUCCACCUCGACCACAGUCCCUACACCUUCCACAGCGUUCAGAACUGCAAAGUGCCUCUACCCUCAGUGAUGGAGCAGCAAAAACACCGCAUCAGGAGCAGAAAGGCUGCUCUCUGGUUUUGUACCAUGUGUUUCAUUCAUUAUGUUUUCACACCAUUAACUGCAUUUGCAAAAUGUGGCAACAAAAUACUGUUUAAAAAGAUCUAGCAGCUACUGGAUGUCAUGGGCUGCAUCGUGCUAAUGGCAGGGACACUGGUUUAGUUGCUAUGAGAGAGUAAUGGGUAUUGCAAGUAUGCCUUGAGCAUGAGAAUAUGGUGUUUUGGGUAUGAAGUGAAGGAUAUUUAAGAAAUACCUGAUGUCUACUACUUAUUAUUUUCGUUCCUUUUUUUUUUUUUUAUUAAUUCAGGAAGGUAAUGGUCCAAUCUUCAGUGGAGUUACAUGCAUGCCACAGUGGUGUGAUUAGGUAACUGUAGUAUAAAACUAAUGUGUCCAUGAUUUUUUAUUGAAUGAAAAAAAGGCCAUUCUGAAUCUGAAGUAGAUAUCAUAAUAUAUUAAGUAAGUGUUUUUUUAGGGCUGGUAUCCAUAAUCCAAAAUAAAUCCUGCUUUCUUUAACA
Polyodon spathula (Mississippi paddlefish) is the source of this 7536-nucleotide messenger RNA. Its product is annotated as attractin-like protein 1. Gene Ontology annotation, molecular function: protein binding. Gene Ontology annotation, cellular component: Golgi apparatus. The record is from RefSeq and is a predicted model, not a curated record. The coding region runs from base 934 to 5040 and encodes 1368 amino acids. NCBI's taxonomy places the organism in Eukaryota, Metazoa, Chordata, Actinopteri, Acipenseriformes, Polyodontidae. The transcript is spliced from 29 exons.